Messenger RNA from Knipowitschia caucasica, 2016 nucleotides. Lineage: Eukaryota; Metazoa; Chordata; Actinopteri; Gobiiformes; Gobiidae. The record is from the annotation of a GenBank genome assembly.
AUGGCAGCGUGGUCCGUUCACAACGCCACCGUGACCAACUCCAUCCUCCUGACAUCCCACGGUCCCCCAGACCUAAUGUUGGACCCCGACUCUGUCGCUGUGUGUUUGGAGGACUGUAACCGAAGCUCCGCCCAGUGUGACCGAAGCCCCUCCUAUUGUGACAGAGGCUCCUCCCACUGUGUCUGUAGCCCCGCCCCCAGCCUCAUAGGCCGCGCCCCCUCCAUCACCGAGGCCCAGCGUGUCCGCUCGUUACCUCGGCGACCUGCCGUUAACAUCCGCUUCAUCAGCGUCAGUUACUCUGUCCCAGAGGGCCCCUGGUGGCGGAGCAGAGGUUCUAAGCAGCUGCUGCAUUCCGUCUCUGGCAGCUUCCACAGUGGGGACCUUGUCGCCAUCAUGGGGCCCUCAGGAGCCGGCAAGUCCACCCUCAUGAACAUCCUGGCUGGGUACAGGGAGACUGGUAUGACGGGUCAGGUCCUCAUAAACGGACACCCGCGGGUUCUGCGCUCCUUCCGUAAGGUGUCGUGUUACAUCAUGCAGGAGGAUAAGCUCCUCCCACAUCUGAGCGUUACCGAGGCAAUGAUGGUGUCCGCCGCCCUGAAGCUGAACGAGGAAGAGGAGGGACGAAGAGCCAAGGUGAAGGAGGUGUUGCUGGCCCUCGGUCUUCUUGAAUGCGCGGACACUCGGACGUCGCGCCUGUCUGGGGGGCAGAGGAAGAGACUCGCCAUCGCACUGGAGCUGGUCAACAACCCUCCAGUCAUGUUCUUCGACGAGCCAACCAGUGGUCUCGACAGCUCAUCGUGUUUCCAGUUGGUCUCGCUGCUGAAGGCUUUAGCUCGCGGCGGUCGCACCAUCGUCUGCACCAUCCACCAGCCCAGCGCCAAACUCUUCGAGCUCUUUGACAAGCUCUACGUCCUCUCUCAGGGACAGUGCAUCUACAGAGGAGCCUUGAGCCAACUGGUCCCAGAUCUGAGAGACCUGGGUCUGAACUGUCCGACCUAUCACAACCCAGCGGACUAUGUAAUGGAGGUGGCGUCCGGCGAGCACGGGGACCAGACGCUGCGAUUGAUUCGAGCCGUUCGGGAUUCAGACCCUGGUGAUCUCCCUGACAAUGGGACAGACUUGCUGCUAUGGCAACAGUCUCAGGAGGACUCGUGCUCCUGCCACAAUUUCUCCGCCUCCUGUUUCACUCAGUUUCGUGUUUUAUUCAAAAGAACUUUUCUCAACAUCAUGAGAGACUCAGUCCUCACCCAUCUGCGCCUCCUCUCCCACCUGGUUGUGGGCCUCCUGAUCGGUCUCCUGUACCUGGGGAUUGGGAACGAGGCCAAGAAGGUCCUUAGUAACUCGGGAUUCCUCUUCUUCUCCAUGCUGUUCCUGAUGUUCGCUGCACUGAUGCCCACAGUGCUGACGUUUCCUCUGGAGAUGGGAGUGUUCCUCAGAGAACAUCUGAACUACUGGUACAGUCUGAAGGCCUACUACAUCGCCAAGACAACAGCCGACAUCCCAUUCCAGGUGCUAUUCCCGGCUCUCUACUGCCUCCUGGUGUACUGGAUGACCUCGCAGCCCGCAGACCUGACUCGGUUCCUGCUUUUCGUGAGUCUGGGAGUUCUGACCUCACUGGUGGCUCAGAGUCUGGGCCUUCUGAUCGGAGCGGCCUCCACCUCCCUGCAGGUGGCUACCUUCGUGGGUCCGGUCACUGCAAUCCCAGUUCUGCUGUUCUCUGGUUUCUUCGUGAGUUUUGACACCAUCCCCUGGUACCUGCAAUGGAUGUCCUACUGCUCCUACGUCAGGUAUGGCUUUGAGGGUGUGGUCUUGUCCAUAUAUGGUCUUGGGCGGGACAACUUGCACUGCGACCCAGGGGAGACGUGUCACUUCCUGAAGGCGGCAGCCAUCUUGGAAGAACUGGACAUGGGCGGAGCCAAGCUAUACCUGGACUUUCUGGUUCUGAGCGGCUUCUUUGUGUGUUUGAGGCUAAUGGCGUACGUCAUCCUGCGCUACAAGAUCAGAGCGCAGAGAUAA